Messenger RNA from Triplophysa rosa, 2441 nucleotides. RefSeq names its product GTPase IMAP family member 7-like. The record is from RefSeq and is a predicted model, not a curated record. The transcript is spliced from 3 exons. Bases 206 to 1243 code for a protein of 345 amino acids. Gene Ontology annotation, molecular function: GTP binding. Lineage: Eukaryota; Metazoa; Chordata; Actinopteri; Cypriniformes; Nemacheilidae.
CGCAGGUGAGUCCAGUGCUGCGAGUUUGUUUUCUGUUCACUGGUAUAUGAACGUGUAUGUUUGUGCAAAAUAUAAUAGUUACAAUUAAUAAUCAUUUCGCGUCUUCCGUGCACGUGACCUGCUUUUUGUACAUGCGUGAACCGUGAGGAGCGUUUCGCCAUUACAGUGUGAAGAAGAGUUCGGUUUUCAGCGCUUAAUCUGAGAAAUGUCAUCAAGUACCACAACUGAGUCACGAGGCUCGAGGAGAGGCAGGAGAGACAGCUUUGAAAGUGACCGUCCAAACAUGUCCGUGAGGAGGAUGGUUCUGGUAGGAAAGACUGGAGCUGGUAAAAGAUCUUCAGGAAACACAGUUCUGGGCAGAAGAGACUUCAGAGCGGCUAAAGAUGAUUCAUCUGUCACUAAAGAGUGCUGGAAGGAGACGGGCGAGGUGGCAGAGAGAGACAUCACACUUGUGGAUACACCCGGUCUGUUCGACACAGAUAUUUCAGAGGAGAAUCUCAAGCAUGAGAUCAGUAAAUGUGUGAACAUGACGGCACCUGGACCUCACGCCAUCGUUCUGGUCAUUCAGCCGGGUCCAUUCACAGAGGAGGAGAGAAGGUCUGUGGAGAAGAUCAGAGCAAUAUUUGGAGAAGAAGCAGAUAAACACACGAUCAUCCUCUUCACUCACGGUGAUGAACUGACGAGCACUGUCGAGGAAUACCUCAGUGAAGUCAAUAAAGAUCUGAAGGAAGUGUUGAGACGCUGUGGAGGACGCUAUCAUGUCUUCAAUAAUAAUGAAACUGAAGACCGUAUGCAGGUUCUGGAGUUCCUGGAGAAAGUGGAUGAGAUGGUGGCUGUUAAUGGAGGUGGAUUUUACACCAAUGACUCUUAUCAGAGUGUGGAGCAAACACUGAAGAAGAAAGAAGAAGAACUCCGGCAAUCAUAUGAGAAAAAACUACAAGACAUGCAGAUGAAACUAGAAUCAAACUUUCAUGAAGAAAAGAGAAAACUACAGACGACCGUUGAUGCACUAACUGCUUCUAAUGAAGACAAAGAGAAGAAGAUCAGAGAGUUGGAGGAACUGAAUCUGAGAAACAGACUCAGAAUGACCGAGUACAAGCGUUAUUAUGAGACAAAGAUCAGAGAGGUCAGACAAGAAGAAGAACUGACUCAGAUGAAUGAAAGCAUGUUAACGUCGAUCCUCAGAGAGUUUCAAAACAUCCAACUCUCACAACUUUGUUUUAUGCCUUUACACCGCACAUGAUUUUAUUAUCACUUGUAAACAACAUUAUUAUGUCUCUUGAACGGGAACAUUAUUAGAAACAUUUGUUUACAUAUUGUAUGUACAUGUAUACAAGUCUUUUUUAAUGGUUGUAGAAUCAAUAACAUGUUCUUCUGUCUGCUGUAUCAAAGUCUCUUGAGGUCAGUUAUUAUAACCCAUGCAGAAAAAACUCCCUCGACUUGAAUGAGAAAGAUAGAAAUCUUCAAGACUUUUAAUUUAGGAUUACAUUUCAAUUAUAAAUGAACCAAGAAUCAAAUCUUAUACCAACAGUAUUAAAACUGUGUGUCUGAGCUCAAACUGUCCUAUUCACGAGUCGCCCGUCUCGACUAUAAUGCUUCAAUCUGAACUCGCACCUUCGUCACAUUAGAUUUGUGUUGGUUUGUUUUUUUUGUAUAAAUAUUUAUACAUACAUUAUUUGCCUUCAUUAGAUCAUAACUGACUGAGCAACAAGACCUCUUCUCAGGAUUUCUCAGAUGCAGUUUUCUUUUACCAGAAAAAGAUAUCAAGAAAAGAUGAGGCACAUAGAGACUGUGCUAAUGCAAUCCAUUUAAUAGGAUGACAAAACUGAAUAAUCAAUAAAUCACUUAUUUAAUUAAUGUCAUUAUUUAUGAUGACACUAAGGGAUGCUGUGCAGCAAAAUUCAGUGUACAUCUACAAUAAGGACCCUUAUACACUGUAAAAGAAAUUCCGUAGAAAACGAACAUUUUCUGUAAACAGAAAAACAGAAAUAUACCCUAAAAUAUUAUUUUGUUGUAAAAUUAUAGGAUAUAAAGAUAUUUAUUAAAUUGUUUUCCACAUUUUUAUUCUAAAUGUGUCGUCUUGUUCUGUAAUUUUAUAGUUUUUGACCUUAAUUCAAAAAUAAACUGUAAAAAAAGAAAUCUUGUUUAGAAAAACUGACAUUUUCUGCCAGCUGGGCGGCAGAAAUAAACUGUAAAAUAACGGGUUUUCCUUGUAAAAUUGCACUUUCCCUGUUUUUCUUGUAAAUUUACAAUCUAUAAUCUGUAAAUCUGUAAAAAAUAACUGAAAAAAAGUCUGUACAUUUUUACAGUGUAGCCUACUGUACAUAUGUGUCAUUUUUGGUGAUUUGCUGUUUUGUACAUAAGAUCAUCCUACAGUGUAAAGAACAUUAUGUGAAAAUAUAACCCUGGUAUCUUUCAUAUUGACUGAGUAAUGCCAUGUC